Magnusiomyces paraingens is the source of this 4818-nucleotide messenger RNA. RefSeq lists its product as uncharacterized. The coding region runs from base 1 to 4818 and encodes 1605 amino acids. NCBI's taxonomy places the organism in Eukaryota, Fungi, Ascomycota, Dipodascomycetes, Dipodascales, Dipodascaceae. Gene Ontology annotation, molecular function: protein binding. The transcript has a single exon. The record is from RefSeq and is a predicted model, not a curated record.
AUGGAUCCUCAUGAUGAUGACCCUCUGGACUAUACUGCCCACCGACUUCUUCCUCACGGACUGUUGAUGGCCUAUCCUCAGCGACAACAGCAACAGCAACAGCAACAGCAACAGCAACAACAGCAGCAACAACAACAAUACAAUUCUUACCGUCAGCAACAACAGCAGCAGCAGCAGCAGCAGCAGCAACAGCAAUUCCAGCAAUCUCAUUACCAGCAAACUUCAAGUUCUUCUUCUGCCGCUGCUACUGCCAUUUCUACACCUUAUGGUCGCAAUCCUUACUCGGAACAACCCUCAGCCAUGGUCCCAACAUCGUCUUCAGGUCACAAUUCUAAUCUCAACCAUCACAAUCACCACCACCCACAAACUUCUUCUGAUCUCACAUCUCUUCUUCUAGCCAGUGCUGCAUCUUCUCCUUCCAAUCAUCCAGGAACAGCUUUUACUUUCCCAUAUGCUCAUGGAGGGCCAUCUCCUGCUUCUUCAGCUGCAAUUCUUGGGGGUGGAAAUCUUAGUCAUGGCUUGCCCCCAAGCACUGCUGCUACAACUGGGCCUCCAUUUCUUAUGGCAUCUUCUUCUGCUGCUGCUCUUACGGCCAACAUGUCUUCUUCAUCUCUUUCACGUGCUGCAGAUUCGCCCAUGAGUUCUAGUACGCACCUUCGGAGUAAUGGUGUUGUUGCAGCUACUUCGGCAACUGGUACUGGAUUUGGAAUGGGUGUUGGAGUAGUAGGAGGUAUUAAUUCUGGUGCGGUUCUACUGGGGAUGACAAACCCUGCGUCCACCAUAAAUAAUAAUAAUAAUAGUAAUAAUAGUAAUAACAUUAGUGCCACCACCACCACCAUAGCUGUACCACAACAACAACCACCACCACAACCACAACCACAAGUUGCCACAGCCUCCUCUUGUGCUCCCGUCAGCACUACCACCACUAAUAUUUAUCACAACACCACCACCACCAAUCCAACUACUAAUAAUUAUUCUAACAAUAUUACUUAUAAUAACCCAAACAACAGUUUUCACAAUAUUCCCACAAUGGCUGGCACUGGAAUGCCAGAAAAUUCCAUGGCAUAUGCUUAUGACCAAGAAGUCUUUGCAAGAAACCGUGAACUAGCUCAGGCUGACCCUGAUUAUUCAAGGGCCAUGUCAUCAAGCAAUAAUAAUAAUAAUAAUAAUAACAACAACAACAACAACAACAACAACCAACAAACUGCCUAUGGGACUUAUCAAUACUCCAAUACCCAAAACAAUUCAUACAGCAUUUCUCAACAAGCAAGUGAUGGCCAAGAAGCUCCAGAGCUUUUUCGUCCAACUCUCUCUUCCCGGGUCAAAAAACAACAACAACAACAACAACAGCAGCAGCAACAACAACAAAGAGCAGCAGCAGCAGCAACAGCAUAUACUAGCAGCCCAUAUGGAACUGCAACACCUACCACUGUUGCAGCAACUGCAGCAUCGUCUCCAGCACCUCCAGCACCUUCUGUUGUUCGUACAUCUUCGCCAAUGGCCACGUCGACUAAUCAAUAUCAUCAACAACAAUAUGGAACUUCUCUUUUAAAGCAACCUGAGCAGUAUGCAACCCGCAUGACUCCAUCUUCUUCUUCUCCUUCUCUAUCUGCUCAAAUAACUAAUCAAACUCGACAAGCAAAGGCAACCUCUGCAGCCGCCCAUGCUGCCCAUGCAGCCCACGUUGCAGCUGCUACCGGAAGCCAAUCUGCUAUGGUUGCAGCAGCAGCAGCAGCAGCAGCAGCAGCAACAACAACGACUACAACUGCAACAGCAACCACAACCAACUCAGGCGGCGGUACAACCGGAAGCCCAAGGUCUCGUGGGGUUCGCAAGAAAUCUGAUGUCAAGGCCAAGAUUCUUUUACGCAAAGAUGAUUCUCCUUAUGGUAUCAUGUCUGGAGUUCCAACCAGUUCUAGGGCUCUUGACGAUCCAUCAUACCAAACGUAUCAAUAUUCACGAACAAAACAACAAGCAUCACAGCAGCCACCGUUACCUCAACAACAACAACAACAACAACAACAACAACAACAGCAGCAGCAGCAUCAACAACAACAGCAACAGCAACAGCAGCAACAGCAACAGCAGCAUCAGCAUCAGCAUCAGCAACAACAACAACAACAACAACAACAACAACAGCAGCAACAACAGCAUCAACAACAGCAUCAACAUCAAAGAGCUCCUGUUCCUCCUACAUCUGUUGCAGCUCCUACUGCGGCACCUGUGGUUCCACCUAAACCUCAAAUGCUUACUCUGCAAUACCUCCAACUCCAACAACAACAAGCAGCAGCAGCAAAGGGCCAACGCAGACACUACAAUGAAGGAUACAAGGACCGAAUCAAAUCUCUGGAUAAACCUGGAUCAUCUGGAUCUUACCGACUAAACUUGGAUCGGUCCCAAACAAUCAAGGAACUGCAGCACAUUUUUUCCCAAAUCUCAGCACUAGAGCCUCGGUGUCAAGCAGCACUCGAUACAUCACAAAACAGCGAGCUGCUGGCUUCAUAUGAUGAAGACAAGUGGAAUGAGAUUGCAGAUGAGCAAAUCAAACUGGUGGAGUUGUAUGGUGACUUUUUAUUUUACGCAAGUGUUGGUGGCCAAGAUGAAGACUCUUCAUCAUCAUCACGAGGACUACAGGGGCUUGUACGGAAGUAUAAGAUUCCCACCCGAAUGUGGAACUAUGGAAUUUCACUUUUUAUUGAUUCUUUGCGAGACGCACGGCCACAGUACACUGCAGUUUUGGGCCGGUUCAUUGUACACUGUAUGAAUUUGUUGAUGCUUUAUGUCGAUCCGAUUUACGAAACCCGGCAUGUAUGGAUUGAGUCACUUGGAGAUUUGGCAUUUGUUUGUUUGAUUUCGGAAGUCAAGGCGUGUGCAGACUGGCCCGAAAUGUGCAUGUACUGGUAUGGCCAACGUAUGAUGCUGACACCAGGGACUGGUCGGGUGUACCGGCACAUGGCUUCGAUUAGUAUGGUGCGCAUGGACAAGCUAUUUUAUAUUUGCAAGAGCAUGACAACGACACAGCCAGCAGACUUGGGUGAUUCUGGAGAGAUUUUGUCAAUGUUAUGGCAGCCCAAGGAUUAUAUGGCAGUGACUUCUUCGUCAUCUUCUUCUGCAGCAUCUGGGGGAGUUGAGACUGGCCCGAUUGCACAAAGUAUUCGGGAUGUUUGUUUAUUGCAUUUACAAGCCAUGGGCUACAUUGACUUUGAACGGUUUACAGUGAGCUCUACGUUAAAGACGGCCAUUAUCAAUAGUGGGUGUGCCUUUUUAGGUCGCCGAACCAAGUCAGCGGAAGAGAGGAAAGCGCAAGGAGGUGCGCUCAGUUGGCGUGACUCUCUUGUAACUGCAUCGGGUCCGCCGGACCCAAUUGUUGCGCAUGGAGCAGUUGUUGCCUUUUGCAAUAUUGCAGCACUGCUUGGACAUGGAUCACAUGACCACCCAUUAUUUCGGUUGUUUUACAUGGUUUACCAAAAGAAGCGAGCAAGCAGUAGUGGCAAGUCUGGAGGAUCCACGGCCUCAAUUCAAGAAACCCUUAGUUCCUCUGCUGAGUAUGAGCAAUAUAUUCGGCAAUUUUGGGAUUUAUCGACGGAAUAUGAGACAGCCAAGGAGGGAGAGAAUACUGGACAUGUGCAGACGGAGCUUGCGGUACGUCGGAUCCGGCAGAUUGCGAUGCCACGGCUUUUAUCGUUUGAGAUGCUCUAUGCGUUUUUAUCAGCAAAGGAGUGGCCUGUGGGGCUGCAACACGUGAUUGUAUAUCUCUACUUUUUUAUUGCGUUGUGUGAGAGUUUCCCUGCUAGUAUUGGACCUCAGUCGACGAGUCCGAAUGAUAUUAUAUAUCAUGUUUAUUUUACUGGGUUUGAUGCAGAUUUAUUUGCAGGGUACUUGAACAAGCUUGUUGAGGUUGCUGCACAGAAUAAAUUUGCAGUUGAUUUGAGGACGGGUGAGACUGCUGAGUUGAAUUAUGGUGGUAUAGCUGAGGUUCCUGAAGAUGGACUUUCGGUUGAUUUAAGGAGGCGCCGAAGGAUUGCAGAGCUUCGUCGGAUGUAUUUGAAGAAGCAAAAGCUGAGGAGGAAUAGAGUGAGAAGAGCAGGAAAUGAUUAUGGUGGUGGUGGUGGUGGUGAUGAUGAUGAUGAUGAUGUUGUUGAUAUUGAUGAAGAGGAAGAGGACGAAGUAGGAGAUGAAGAUGAUGAAGAUUUAGAAGAAGAUGAAGAAGAAGAAGAAGAAGAAGAUUAUGAUGAUAAUGUAGAUGUGGAUGUGAAUGUGGGAGAAAUGGGAGAGAAUGGUAUGAGUAAUAAAGAUAUUUAUUGGGGAUUGUUUGGGAAUAGUGGAGAAGGGAAAGUUUAUGUUGGUGAUGCAAGACAUGUUCGACCAAUUCCUAGGGUGGAGGAACGUCCAUUACCAGAAGAGUAUCAUGUUAGAGGGUUUGUAUGGGCGGCAGCACUUAGCAAGUAUCCUUGGGUGAGUGUUUCAGCUACAGCAAAUUGUGGGCAUGGGAGAGGAGCGACUGCUAGUGCUACAUCUAUUGCGAAUACUGCAGCUGCUAAUUUAGCACAUGCUUAUGAAGGGUGGGGUGAGGGUAGGAAUGGUGUGAAUAAAGAUGCUGCUACAGGGGAGGAGCAAGAGGAAAGGAAGAAAGAUCCAUUGAUUGGUCCAUUGGAGAUUGGUGUUCCUGAUGAAGCGCAUGUUGCAGCAGCAGGCCCCGAGUAUUUGGACAUUGUAAGAGUUCGUCGGGCUUUGAAGCUUGGAGUUGAUCUUGCACGGGUUUGUCCGUGGUUGGGGAUUGAUUAUAAUUCACGGAGGUUUAUUGCACGGAGUAUGUAA